Messenger RNA from Truncatella angustata, 1926 nucleotides. RefSeq names its product transcription initiation factor TFIID subunit A-domain-containing protein. Bases 1 to 1926 code for a protein of 641 amino acids. Gene Ontology annotation, molecular function: DNA binding; TBP-class protein binding; protein heterodimerization activity. The record is from RefSeq and is a predicted model, not a curated record. Gene Ontology annotation, biological process: DNA-templated transcription initiation; RNA polymerase II preinitiation complex assembly. Gene Ontology annotation, cellular component: SLIK (SAGA-like) complex; SAGA complex; transcription factor TFIID complex. The transcript has 3 exons. NCBI's taxonomy places the organism in Eukaryota, Fungi, Ascomycota, Sordariomycetes, Amphisphaeriales, Sporocadaceae.
AUGAGCGCCCAACCUCAAGGCCAGCCUGGCGCGGCGCAAGCCCAGCAGAUGCGCAUCCCCAUGUAUCGACCGGAGCAGAUGCGCAACCUCGAAAUCCUCUCCGACGCCGACAAAGAGAAAUACGAACGAGGACUUAGAGGGCUUUGGGAUGCCAUGGAAAACAACCCCCCGGAUACUGCAGCGCACAAGCAAGCCAGGACUAAAAUCUCCGACUUCUCUCGCAUGGUAUGGGGAAAGGUCGCCAAUAUGCGCCGACAAGCACAACAGGUUCAACAGGGCCAGGGGGGCCCAGGACAGCAGCAACAGCAACAACAACAGCAGCAGCAGCAGCAGCAACAGCCGCAGCCCCCAGGCCAGCAGACUCCCGGCUUGAGUGCAGCAAAUGCAGCGGCUCUGGCUGCUAACCGCGCCAACUUGGUAUCACAAGCAGUCCUCCAAAUGGUCAACAAUCUGAGGGUUGGUCUGCCACCUGAUAUUGCAAGUGACCCCGACAAGGCGGGAAAGUAUAGGUCGGAUGUCAAGACAAAGUACAUGAAGGCUCUCACUUUGAUGGAACAGAACCAGAAGAAGAUCCUGCAGAUGCAAGCUCUCGUUAAGGACAGGACCUCUAAGGGCCAACAGUUCACACAGGAGGAGCAGUCCAGGCUGAAUACUGACAUGGAGUCAGCCAGGAAGACGUACGCCGAGGGCAAGAGAUUUGCCGACAGUAUCAAGCAACAGGCAUCUCAAGGCCUACAUGAUGGCGCAACUGCCCCCGGUGCACAGAAUGCCAGUCAGCCAGCUCGCCCACAGCCGGCCGCCACUCCUGGAAAUCCGAUGCAAGCAGCAACAGCCUCCGUGAAUGCUGCCAUGGACGCCGCAAAGAAUUUGCAAUCUGCCGGCAUCAAUCGCCAACCAGGCGCCCCGCCAACACCCACCACUUCCGGGGCACCGGGGCUAUCCGUUCAAACCACUGCACCUUCCGCGCAGUCACAAGCUGCGGCUGCCCCCCAAACCCAAGUCAAGAUUGAGCCAGGUUCGCAGCCUCACCCACCUCCGCCCGUCAAUACGGCCUUGGCAGCAGCAGCAGCAGCCGCCGCAAACACGGCGCCAUCGGCAGGAACACCUACACAAAAUACAGCACGCGUUCAGACGCCUCAGGCAGCCACUCCAACAACAGCAGGUCCUCCUGGUGCUGCGCGGCCGUUAUCUCACGCGGGUGCGAUGGCACUGGCUAACAAGCAUUCGUCAUCGCAGGUUCCUACACUUGGCCAACAAGGCAACGCAGGUGCUGUAUCCGCUGUUACCCCCGGCUCGGCUGGAAUUGCCAAUACGCCCCAAGCUGGCCAUCCGCAUGCUCACCCGCAUCAUCCUGGCGCCCAACACCCAGCUGGCGCCGUCCCUGUUCCCAAGAUGCCAAUUCCCAAGACUUUGCCGGACAGGGCACAAGCGAUUCCCCAGCCCGUUGCCACCGGUGGAGGUGUGAACGCAGGCCGUCCAACUCUGGGGAAUGGUCUCGGAACUGCUGGUGGCACGAUGAACCAGCCCGUCAUCAACAAGAACCCGACUUUCAAUUACGAGGCCGAAGGCGAGCACGUUCUGAACAAGAAGAAGCUUGAUGAACUUGUCCGACAAGUUUGUGGCGGUGCACCGCCCGGCCAAGACGGCAACUACCUUACUCCGGAUGUUGAAGAGUCCGUCAACCAGGUUGCAGACCACUUUGUGGAUAACGUCCUCUACCAAGCUUGCAGACUGGCCAAGGAGCGUGGUUCUAAAGUUCUCGAGAUUCGUGACCUGCAGCUUGUCCUCGAGCGCGUUUACAACAUUCGUGUUCCUGGUUUCACAUCCGACGAGCUGCGUACUGUGCGUAAACCGCAACCCAACGGGGCCUGGCUUUCCAAGGUCAGUGCCGUCCAAGCGGCCAAGGUCACGAGAGACGAGAAGUAG